This is a messenger RNA of Annulohypoxylon maeteangense, 785 nucleotides long. RefSeq names its product HAD-like domain-containing protein. The transcript has a single exon. Lineage: Eukaryota; Fungi; Ascomycota; Sordariomycetes; Xylariales; Hypoxylaceae. Gene Ontology annotation, molecular function: phosphatase activity. The coding region runs from base 1 to 729 and encodes 242 amino acids. The record is from RefSeq and is a predicted model, not a curated record.
AUGGACGGUCUCCUCAUCAACUCUGAAGACGUGAUCACUUUAUCCAUAAACCAACUUCUUGAGAAAUACCAGAGACCCCCUUUUACACAGUCCAUUCGAGCUCAGCUCAUGGGUGUUCCUAACUCGACAAAUGGGGACUUGUUCCAUAAUUGGGCUAAGCUGCCUAUCUCCCGCGAGCAAUUCGCUCGUGAGUCAUCAGAGCAAAUGCGACUAGAUUUCCCCAAGUGUGAGCCUCUUCCCGGUGCCGAGAAGCUUUUGGAGGAUCUCAGUAACGCAUGUAACGCUUCUGGGGAUAGAAUUGAGCUGGCUUUAGCAUCUGGCACCAAGACAAAUUCUUACGAACUGAAAACAUCACGUCCGGAAACAAAACGACUACUUAGUUUCUUCCGGUCUGAAAGGCGCAUCCUGGGUGAUGACCCACGGGUAAAGGGUCGAGGGAAGCCUGCGCCUGAUAUUUAUUUGGUCGCCUUACAGUCUUUGAACUCGACAGCGGACCCCAAUGAGAACGAAAUCAAACCUAAUGAGUGUUUAGUCUUUGAAGAUAGCUUGGUAGGGGUAGAAGCGGCAAGGCGGGCAGGCAUGAGGGUUAUUUGGGUACCACACCCAGAUGUGGGGGCCGAAUGUCAAGCAAACGAGAAGGAGAUGUUAACCGGAGGGGCUGGAAUGAUUAAACUUGAAAGUCUAGAGCAUUUUGACUACAUGAAUUAUGGGAUAUAUUUAUCGCCUUAAGCAUGUAUGUACGGUAUGAAGUGUAUCUAAGGCCACACUUAGAGUCAGCUUAAGGG